GGUCUAUGAACGCAAGCUUUACAUCUGGCUAAACCAAUGGGUAACCUGCAUUGUGUUUGAAUGACAGUUAUUGCAGUUCUGUGGGGGAAGGGAUUUUAGAAGUUCAUAGUACCGACAUCUUGAAAGGUUUGCAUUGAUCACUUCUGGGGGUUGACACCUUUGCUGCUGCAUGCAUCCUUCAUCGGAGGGCUUCACUGGCCGUUAUCACCUUAAACCUGGAAUGGAAACGAUCUCACUGAAAUUUCAAGCAUUAUUUUAUUUUUGAUUCGUUUUACCCAAGAGUUGCUGCUUCGUCCAGGAGAAGCAACAUGUUCUGGAAGUUUGACCUGAACACGACAUCCCACAUCGACACUCUGCUGGAGAGGGAGGAUGUGGCUCUCACAGAGGUUAUGGAUGAGGAGGACGUCCUGCAGGAAUGCAAGGCUCAGAACCGCAGGCUGGUGGAAUUCCUUGUCCAGCCACAUUGCAUGGAAGACUUGCUGAACUACAUUACCCAGGAGCCAUGCGAUGACAUGGACGAGAAGAUCAAGUAUAAGUUCCCCAACAUAUCCUGUGAGCUCCUCACCUCUGACGUGGGGCAAGUUAACGACAGGUUGGGCGAGGAUGAAGGUUUACUGAUGAAGCUUUACACCUUCCUUCAGAAUGAGGCCCCGCUCAACCCUCUCCUGGCCAGCUUCUUCAGCAAGGUCCUGAGCAUUCUCAUCAGCAGGAAGCCAGAGCAGAUUGUGGAGUUCCUGAGGAAGAGAGAUGACUUUGUGGAUCUGAUGAUUAAGCACAUUGGGACUUCCGCCAUUAUGGACUUCCUGCUCCGCAUGCUGACCUGCACUGAGCCGCAGCAGCUACGGCAGAGCGUGCUGAACUGGUUAAACGAGGAGAGGAUCAUCCAGAGGCUGGUAGAGAUGGUGCAGCCCUCUCAGGAUGAAGUCAAGCACUCAAACGCGUCCCAGUCCCUUUGUGAAAUCAUCCGCCUGAGCAGAGACCAGAUGUUCCAGGUGCAGAGCUGCUUGGAGCCAGACCCCCUACUGGUCACACUGGAGAAACAGGAAACCGUGGAGCAGCUGCUGUCCAACAUCUUCGACGAGGAGAAGAGCGAGUCUGCCAUCGUCAGCGUUAUCCAAAUCCUCCUGACUCUGUUUGAGACGCGGAGGCCCGCUUUCGAGGGUCACUUGGACGCCGGCUCGCCCGGAAUGAGCCACCCGUCCUUCUCCGUCAAUCAGAGUGUGCUGGAGGCUGUGAUGCCCCGAAUAAAGCACUUCCACCAACUGCUGCUGGAGCCGCCCACGAGUGGUGUGCUGAAGAGCACGUGGGGGGUGCUGGACCCUCCGGUGGGGAACGCACGUCUGCACGUGGUGCGUCUGGUGGCCAGCCUGCUGCAGACUAACACCCGUACCAUCAACCAGGAGCUGAUCCAGCUCAACACCGUCGCAGUCAUACUGGACAUGUACUUCAAGUAUAUUUGGAAUAACUUUCUGCAUGUACAAGUGGAGAUCUGCAUUGCCGUGAUCCUCGCCAUACCCCCCUCCAGAAGUGAAAACCCCCAGAUCGGCACCGAUCAGGAGCCUGUCUGGGAGAACCUGCUCGUCAGUCACGUGAGUCUGCCUGCCCACCCUGUGUGUUACUGGUGCAUUGUGGGUGUAUCUGAUGCUAAAGGCUGCUUUCUCCCACAUUCUCAGCUCUUUCAGGAGUGCCACUUAAUACAGAGAAUACUUGAUGCUUGGUCCUCCAAUGAGAAGGAACAGGCCGAGGGGGGACGGCGGAGGGGGUACAUGGGUCACCUGACCAGAAUAGCCAAUUCUGUUGUGCAGAACACUGAUAAAGGACCCAACAGCACCCUGCUGCAGCAGCUCAUCUCUGAGCUCCAGGAGGAUGUCCGAGAGGGAUGGGAUUCUUUCGUAUCUGGUCCACUAGCAGAAACGAACAAGAAAAACACUGUGGAUUUGGUGAAUACACAACACAUUCACUCAUCCAGUGAGGAUGAGAUAGACUUGAAGAAUAGUGGAUUUCACCCGGAUUCCUCCUUGCAACAGGCCUUUUCUGAUUAUCAGAUGCAACAAAUGACGUCCAAUUUUAUUGAGCAGUUUGGCUUCAAUGACGAGGAGUUUACCAAUCAGGAUGAUGUAGUGGAUAUCCCCUUUGAUAGGAUAUCCGACAUCAAUUUUUCCUUGAAAACAAACGAAAGUGCGAACAUCGCCCUGUUCGAGGCCUGCUGCAAGGAGCGGAUCCAGCAGUUUGACGACGCUGGCUCUGAUGAGGAGGACCUCUGGGAGGAGAAAGAUGUGACUUUCGCACCAGAUGCUCAGAGGCGUCCACGCAGUUCUGGGAGCACUGACAGUGAAGAGAGCACUGACUCUGAGGAUGAGGACACGAAACAGGACCCGUUUGAAACGAAUGGCACGGGCUCGGAUGACCGAAUGGAAAUCGACAUGGGCGAAGCACCCGCAUGGACGGCAAACUUUGACGACAUCCCCAUGGAGACUGCCAGCUCCACGGCGAUGGGAGCACCUGCCUCAGCAGCCACCGCGCCUGCCAUUCUAUCUGUUCCUGGAGGGUGGAGCUCGCCCAAUCACGUGCCAGGAAAGGAGUCCGUCUGGGCUGACUUCACAGACUUCUCAGAAACUGAGAGUCCAAAAGAUCCUCUGAGGAGCUCCUCUCCGGUUGCCAUGGAAACCAGCUUGGAGGCGGGCGACCCGCUGGGAGCAGUGCCCGGAGGCUGGGGCGGCGGGGAGGCGUCCCCUGCGGGACACGCUGGCGUGGGGGCGGAGGCGGAGCAGGCCGGGGGCCGGGUCACGGAGACCGUCACCAACGGCUUGAUGAAGGAGACCGUCAGCCUUACCGUAGAUGCCAAAACGGAAACCGCUGUUUUUAAGAGAGUGCUGAAGUCCUGUCGUGAGGAAGAGACCUUGCCUACCUCUGAUGUGCCCGCUAAGUGCUCCGUGUCUGAUGUGAGCCCCUCCCUGACAGACACGCCUGCCAGCAGCUGCCAGAAAGGAAGCAUGACGUACUCUGAGGACAAAGUGAAGUCUCCAAGUGAAGCUUCCAAUGGGCCCCUGGAAGUUGUCGCUGCAAUGGAAGAAUCCAAAGACCUACGUGGGCCGGCAGCAUCGGAGGCUGCUGUGAACGGGCCAGUCUGAGAGGAGCAUCCUGUGCUCUGCAGCACAUCGGGACCAGCAAUACUCAUACACCAGUGAACACAGCACCUGAGCUGCGUCAAGACAAACCCAUACUCAAAUUCAUCGACAGAACAGUCCUUUGUAACCCAUUGUUCUAAUUGGAUGAUCUCCAGCUGUUAUUUUGCCAUUCAAGGGUAACAGAAAGGUUGCUAGAGUUUAAAAGAUUGUAUGAAUAAAGUAUUUUACAAAAAGAUGUAUGCAGAAACCAGGAAUAUAUAACUAACAGCUAUACCAAUUGGAACGUGCAACGAAAUGAAGCUGUUUUAGAUAGGGUUUCCUCUUGCACUAAUUUCAUUUCCUUCCAGUUUUAAAGCAACAGCUACCAUGAAAGUUUAAUCUGUAACCUGUUGGUCUAGGGUAAUUAUUAGGGUAGUGCAUCAUUUUAAUUGUGCAUCACAGGGGGUUUUGCUACAGGUAUUAUUAUUUGUAAAUGUUUUAUAUCCUUUAAAUAUGACAAGAUUUGAAAAACCUUUGCAUAGUUUUUAACUUUAUUUAUUACUGAGAAGUAGCUGAUGUUACAUUAAUACCAGAGCUGUAUGCUUGUUGGAGUUAAAACUGUUAAAACUGUUGAAAGAAGAACGCUGGAUAAUUUUGUGUCCAGCUGGGGAUUUGUUCCCCCUCCAUAUAGGUCCAAAAUUAUCAUUAUUUUAUUUUUUAUUUUUACCUUUUGUACUUGCAAACAACAGAUGUGUGCAUAUGUGUCUGUGCAUGUGUGAGGGUUGUACACAGUGCUCUAAACAGUAGGAAUACUUGUAAAAGGCAUGGAUGUUGCUAUUCCCAACGCUGCUAAAAUUUUGCACCAAACUCAGAAUUUUCAAAUAAGAUGGCAUUCAGUGCCGGCAGUGAAAAAUAAAAAAAUAAAAAAAUCUGUAUUGAUACCUUU
This is a messenger RNA of Conger conger (European conger), 4053 nucleotides long. Its product is annotated as serine/threonine-protein phosphatase 6 regulatory subunit 3-like. Gene Ontology annotation, molecular function: protein phosphatase binding; protein phosphatase regulator activity. The coding region runs from base 309 to 3131 and encodes 940 amino acids. Gene Ontology annotation, cellular component: nucleus; cytosol. NCBI's taxonomy places the organism in Eukaryota, Metazoa, Chordata, Actinopteri, Anguilliformes, Congridae. The transcript is spliced from 25 exons. The record is from RefSeq and is a predicted model, not a curated record.